AUGGAGCAAAGAUGACCCCUUAUGUCCCGUCGAACAAUUUUGCGCUGAGUAUAACGAAUGGAAAAUGACCACGCCCGUCAUGCGACACCGUAGAGAUGCAGGAGUGUGUGCUGUCGGCAGGUUUAUCUACAUGGUCGGCGGUGCCGACGAGAUUACUUGUAUUAGCAGCAUGGAGAGGUAUGACCCUGGUCAAAGCGGGUGGAAUGGUGAGUUGCCAUCACUCUCCUCUCCAAGAAGUAGAGUGUGUGUUUGUGAGAUGGACGGAUGCCUCGUCUGCAUUGGAGGCUUUGACGGGCACACGUACCUCAAUUCAGUAGAGAGGUAUGAUCCCUCCCGUAACGCCUGGUCUAAGUUGGCACCCUUGCAGCACAAGAGGGCUGGGGCUUCCGCUGUGGUCAUGAAUGGACAGCUUUACGUCAUAGGGGGAACAGAUGGGAACACCAUCCUUGAUUCAGUGGAGCGGUUCAGCCCAACAGACGGGUGCUGGGCUCCGUGCCCGCCACUCCGGACCCCGCGUGAGGGCGCUGGCAGCACCGUGUUUCUGGGUCGGAUCUACGUGGCGGGCGGCCGGGAUGACAUGGGCCUGCCCCUUAAAACAGCGGAGAAGUAUGACUCUGAUGCCCUCCGCUGGACCCCUGUCAAGCCUAUGAAUAACAAGAGAUACCAAGUGUCAUUGCUGGUGUUCAAUGAUCUGUUGCUUGCUGUUGGAGGAUCUGAUGGAGUCUCGAAUCACAAGACUAUGGAGGCCUAUGAGCAUGAAAACAACUGCUGGAGGCACUUUGGAAGCAUGAAGUCCAAGCAUCCGGGUGGGCAUGUUGCUGUUCUGAAGGCCAGUUAGGCAAACUGGACCAUUUUUGGUCUUUGAGAC
Molecule: messenger RNA, 868 nt
Organism: Sardina pilchardus (European sardine)
Lineage: Eukaryota; Metazoa; Chordata; Actinopteri; Clupeiformes; Clupeidae
Product: kelch-like protein diablo
Exons: 6
Coding region: 65-838 (257 amino acids)
Molecular function (GO): protein binding
Source: RefSeq, a predicted model, not a curated record